Molecule: messenger RNA, 2402 nt
Organism: Oreochromis aureus
Lineage: Eukaryota; Metazoa; Chordata; Actinopteri; Cichliformes; Cichlidae
Gene: bop1
Product: BOP1 ribosomal biogenesis factor
Exons: 16
Coding region: 108-2276 (722 amino acids)
Biological process (GO): ribosome biogenesis; maturation of LSU-rRNA from tricistronic rRNA transcript (SSU-rRNA, 5.8S rRNA, LSU-rRNA)
Cellular component (GO): preribosome, large subunit precursor; PeBoW complex
Molecular function (GO): ribonucleoprotein complex binding; protein binding
Source: RefSeq, a predicted model, not a curated record
UCAUCAGCAGGCCCCGCCUUCAACCUGUGACGCGUGACCUUUAACCUUCGGUUUCACGUGGUUGAAUCGAGGAGGACAGAAACGCGUGGAGCGAGCGGAGAGGAGAGAUGAAGAAAGCAGGGGAGAAAACUGCGUUGAAGAGGAGUAAAGAAGAGGAAGAGGAACAGAACCAGAUCUUCAACUUUAACAGGAAACCUGCUGAUGAAGAUAAGGAUGAUGAUUUAUCAGAUAGCGAGGACAGUGUCUACUCAGGCCUGGAGGAUUCUGGGAGUGAUGCUGAGGGGGAAGAGGGAUCCGAUGAGAAGGAGGAGGAUGAUGAUGAUGAUGAUGAUGACAAGAUGAAGGAAAGAACGGAGGAAGAAGUGAGUGAAGAAAAGAAGGAAGAUGAGUAUGAACAUGACUCUUCAGAUGAAGAGGAUAUCAGGAACACAGUGGGGAACAUUCCUGUUGAGUGGUACAAAGAUUUCCCUCACAUUGGGUACAAUCUGGAUGGGAAAAAAAUCUACAAGCCAAUAAGGAACAAGGAUGAGCUUGAUGACUUCUUGGAUAAGAUGGAGAACCCAGAGUACUGGAGAACAGUGCAUGACAAGCAGACAGGAAGUGACAUUGUGCUGUCCGAUGAUCAGGUGGAGCUGGUGAACCGUCUGCAGAGAGGACAGUUUGGAGACGUCAACUUCAAUGAGUAUGAGCCAAUGGUAGAAUUCUUCAGUAGCGACGUGAUGAUUCAUCCCAUCACCAACAGACCGGCAGACAAACGCAGCUUUAUCCCCUCGCUCACAGAGAAGGAGAAGGUGUCCAAACUGGUCCAUGCCAUAAAAAUGGGUUGGCUCAAACCCCGGCGGGUAGAGGAUGAUGGCAGGGGGCGGUAUUACGACUUGUGGGCCAGCGAGGACUCUUCCAUUCUGGCCAGACAUAGGAUGCACCUGCCUGCCCCCAAAAUCCCUUUACCUGGUCACCAUGAGUCCUACAACCCACCACCCGAGUAUCUGUUCACUGACGAGGAGCGAGCACUGUGGGAGCAGCAGGAUCCAGGAGACAGGAAGUUGCCGUUUGUUCCAAGGAAGUACUCGAGCCUCCGUCAGGUUCCAGCAUUUUCUCAUUUCAUCCACGAGAGGUUUGAGCGCUGCCUGGACCUUUAUCUGUGCCCACGACAGAGGAAGAUGAGGGUGAAUGUGAAUCCAGAGGAUCUGAUUCCCCAGCUUCCCAAACCAAAGGACCUUCAGCCAUUUCCCACCACACAGUCGCUGGUCUAUCGAGGUCACAGCGGUCUGGUUCGCUCUAUCAGUGUGUCUCCAUCGGGACAGUGGCUUGCCUCAGGAAGUGAUGAUGGCUCUGUCAGAUUCUGGGAAGUCUGUUCGUCUCGUUGUAUGAAGAUGGUCCAGGUGGGCGGAGCUGUGAAGAGCAUUGCCUGGAACCCAAAUCCGUCUGUCUGUUUGCUGGCUGUUGCCCUGGACUCUGUGGUCUUGAUCCUGUCUCCCUCUCUGGCAGAUAAACAGGUCAUCUUGUCGUCAGAACGACUCCUCAGCGCCCAACAGGAGGGGGAGGAGCCAGCAGAAGGAAAUGGGUCUGUUGUCUGGAGCGAGGCUGAGGGGGAAGAGCUAAACCAGGGGGUCCGCCUCAAAAUCCAACACCCCAAAGCUGUUCACCAGGUGGUGUGGCAUGCUAAAGGAGACUACCUAGCAUCAGUGAUGCCUGAUAACACGAGCCACCUGCAGGUGUAUAUCCACCAGCUGAGCCAGAGGCGGAGUCAGAACCCCUUCAGCAGGAACAAAGGCCUGGUCCAGUGCGUAUCCUUCCACCCAAUCAGGCCCUAUUUCUUUGUGGCCACACAGCGCUCGAUCCGCAUCUACAACCUCGUCAAACAAGAAAUGACCAAAAAACUCCAAGCCAACUCCAAGUGGAUCUCCAGCAUGGCUGUCCAUCCGGGAGGUGAUCAUGUGAUCUGUGGGAGUUAUGACUGCAAGCUGAGCUGGUUCGACCUUGAUCUGUCAACUAAACCCUACAAGAUGCUCCGACACCAUAAGAAAGCAGUGAGGGGUGUGGCCUAUCACAGACUGUACCCGCUGUUUGCCUCGGCGUCCGAUGAUGGCUCAGUGAUCAUCUGUCACGGGACUGUUUACAAUGACCUGUUGCAGAAUCCACUCAUCGUCCCAGUGAAAGUCCUCAGAGGUCAUGUGAUGACUCAUGAUCUCGGUGUUCUGGAUGUGACCUUUCACCCCACGCAACCCUGGGUCUUCUCCUCUGGCGCCGAUGCUACUAUCCGCCUCUUCACAUAGCAACGUGCUUAGCAACCACAGAUGCCGUUUUCCUAAUGUUUUUACUUUCAGACACAAUGUUCUUGUCUCACUGUUUUCCUUGCUGUGAUGUCAGUUCCUUUUUGAAUAAACUGAACUGUUUUUGAG